AAUAUCUGAUAUCCACUCCUGAUGAAAUCUGUGGAGCAUCUAAAAAGAUCUUGGGAGAAACAAAAAGACUCAAGAGUGUGCAUCUCAAACAGCUCUUACAUUGCCAGUUGAUUUUGAUAUACAGAGUGUUUUUGGAGAUCACAUGACAUACCAGGAACAAGAGAAAAGCAACAGCGAUGGUAUGAGUACAUCAUCUCUGCGCAGAAAACUAUUCUUUAAUGCUGACACCAGUUCUGUACUUAGUCCUGUGAGGGCUGGAGUAGAAUCCCCAGACCACUUGGCGGCAGCACUGCGGUCUCCUUCCCCACACAAUCUUUUGGAAAAAGGGACACCUGAGUGGGAGCCGGCAUCGCCAGUUCAUACUCCUUCUGUCCAAUUUUCCUCUAGUCCAAUCCGUGGUCUCUUUGGUGAUGACAGAGCGUGUCGUAUGACUUCAUUCUCAGAAAGUAGGAACCUUGCAUCCCCAGAGCUGUCACCAAUUCCUCUGAAAAAAUCAGGCAAAAACAAGGCCAUUAAACUGUUUUCUACAGUGGAGAGUGAUAACACAGGACAUUCAGAUGACGAGGUAUUUGGUCGGAGUGUCAAGCAAUGUCUUCCUUUGGAGCACUGUGCAGGGUGUUCUCCAAAGCCCAGUCUUCAAAGUCCUGACAUGUCACCUAUUGCCUUCUCACGAACUGAUGGCAGCACCCUGCUGAAGACCCGAUCUGUGGCAGGUGAUGGCUCCUUAUCAUCAAGUGCCAAAACACUGCAAUGUAGUCCCAAGCAUUCACCUACUGUACCUCAGCCUUUCUCUGACUACAUCAAAAACUCUACGGCUCAGAGGAUUAAGGUCUCCAUGGAAGCAGACACAUUUCCAGGAGGUGCUCAACGUGAUCAAGGCCACAGUAUGAAAGAGAUGUCAGUGACAGAUGCUGGGGAUUUGGAUGGAGCCAGUAGCGUGGACAUGUUUCAGCAUCGCAGCACCUCAUCUAACGUGGAUGCUGGCUACCAUACAGCUAGUGGAAGUGGCAGCCUUCAGCUGACACAACAAGAGACAGGGCUCCAGGCAUCCAGUGCUGGUAAUUGUUUCUCAGAUGCCAGCAACCUGUUUGCAUCGCUUGAGUCCAAGCUGCAAUACCGUGACAGCAAGUCAGGUGUGCAGUCAUUGAACACCUCCAGCACUGGAGAUGGCUUGACACAAGACAGUGGUGUGAGUUCUGCGGCAGGGCUGGAAGGUGGUGGGCUGUAUACCAACCUGACGAGUCAGUUUAUGAGCAUCCCCUUGCGAUCUGAAACAAGUGUUGAUGGAUGCGAGCUGGAUGUUAGCAUGAGGUCAGUAGGUAAUGGUAGACCACCGCACUUUGAAUUUGAGGGUCUCAGAGAUGAACAGAGAGAUUUCAGAAAUGUCAAAUGGGACACAGAUAUUUUUAAAGGGAGUGACUGUGAAGAGGAGCCCACAGCUGAAGGGAGAAUAAAAAGACAAAAUAUAGGUGUAAAUCAUUCUGAAGAGAAAGUAAGAAGGCAAGAUGAUAUCAGAUCUGUAACAGGAGAUAAAGGUUUGCAUGACAAACAUGUCAGAUUUUUGGAACAGGUUGCAGACACUCUUCAGAAGAAAGUGCCUGAAUAUCAAGACAGUUUCCUGGUUGCUAAAUCAGGAAAUCAUAACUCCUCACAAGGCUUGACUGAUUCCACAACCAGACACAACAAUAUAGAAGACUUCUUUGGGAGAGACAGUGAUGACAAUGUGUUGGAUCGAGCAAGAAAAUAUUUGGCACUGAAUAGUGGUUUUAGUGCAGAGUCUAAGGGUUCAGACUUCCCUGAAGGGUCAAGCUAUGAGAAGGAAGUGAUAACAAAGUCUGUCAGUACUGUCCAAACGCCCACAAGACCACUUGAAUCAUCAUCCACACCAAGGAAGAGGAUGAUGGGAGACUUGGCAAGAGAUCUCUUGUCGCCAGGUGUUGGAGAACAGGGCAGUCCUACUCUGGCUAGCCAAGUAGCCAUGGAAAUUAUUCGAAGAGCAGAAGAGGAAUUGAAGCAAUGCCGAAACAUUUGCUUGCCAGAUAGUUAAGAACAGUUUGUGGAAAUUCAUAUUCUAAUGUAUAAGUGUGUAUUUGUGCUUGUCCAUGACUGUGCAAAACCGAGAAAGUGUGUUUGUGUGUGAGAGCCAUUUCCGGUAAACUCCAGUGUGUAGUUGUCCCCUUUAGUGACAAAAUAUGCAUCAGUAGUAUGCUACAUCAAAGCUGUAACAUGACAAAGCAGGGUCAACAUGUACUGGAUUUUUCAGAUUUUUAAUAGGAAGCAUUUACACACUUGUAUCUAGACUGUGGUCAUCUAGUAACCCUUGGUACAUGUUCUUGGACAGUCACAAGCAGCAGGGGAUUCCAUAUAUGCAGUGUUUUAAUUUAAUCCUAGCUCACAUCUGCUGCCAUGAAAGCAAACUAAACCUUUCUUUUGUAGCUCGUAAUCUUUACAAAUAUCUUUUUGCUCUUAAGGUUUAAGAUUUCUUUGUGAAGAAAAUCCUCCUGGUAAUUCUGAACAGUCAGUGUAAAAAGUAACACUAAAGUGAUGGGGCCAAAUCUGAAUAAGAACAUACAUUAAAAACUCUUCCUGCUGUUAACAAUUUUGAGAGUUACUUGAAUAUAGUGCACAUAUUUCAGGGAAAUAAAGUAAGAUAGAGGUAAUUUAUUUUAUCAUGCAGUAAAUAAACAUGUUUUUGUAGAAUAAUAAUCACAACAUUUUUUUUUCCUGGUGAAUUUGCUAUGUCACAUACCCAUGUAGGAAAAGAGCAGGAGGGAAAAAUAGCAUUGCCACGGGAUGCUAAGGAAUCUCUUUUGACAGUAAUUUGUCCAGAAAUAGAUUUCAGAUUGUAUAAGGUGCCUUUAAAAUUUGUGAUCAUGUGCCUGUAAAUGUGUGUUGAUAUGUAAAUAUAAUUUGUGCACAUGUACAUAAAUUUAUACAUGAGGUGAUACCCACAUUUUAGAAACCUCUUGCAUGCAUGAUAGCAGCGUGAAAAUUGCAUGCAGGUGUGUGUGCUUCAAGGAUUGUUAAUUUCUUCGACUUUGUAUUCUUUUAAAUAUGUCACAGAUGGGAUCAGAUGUAAAGAAUUUAAGUGAUUUUAGAUUUUUACCAGCUUUAGUCUGUUUAACUCUUUACAAUUAGGGGUUUCUUGCUCAUUCACAGAGUAAAUGUGGCUUUUCAUCUGUUCAUGUUUGACAGCUGUAAAGAGUUAAAAUGGACUGGAGUGUUGAGAAAAGUUCACUCUAGUGUUAAAAUUUCACUGUAUCUCUGCCAAGUUAUGGCUACCAUCAGACAUGGCAUCACAAGAUGUCAGAACAUGAACUGAUGUAAAUGAGUUUCAUGCAGUAACAGCAGUAAUUUUUGUCAGUGAUUGAAAGAACAUCGGAAUUCAAAUUGUUUUGUGGUAAUUCUCUGCAGUAUUUCUUAUUGGUGCCUUCUGGAGACAGCAUUCUGUGAUAAGUGUCAGCAUUUUUGAUAAGUGUAGUGGGAUUCAGUAGAUCCCUGUGAAAUCCUUUUUAGAACAUACUGUGACAAUAAUCUGUUGUCUUCCACUAGAAGAUAAGUGCAUGUGUUUGUUAAGUUGUGCGUGCCAUGAAAAGGGAAAUAACUGUCUUGAAUGCAAUGCUUACUAAUAAAGGUUUGUAAUCAAGA
Pomacea canaliculata is the source of this 3648-nucleotide messenger RNA. RefSeq lists its product as uncharacterized. The record is from RefSeq and is a predicted model, not a curated record. The coding region runs from base 143 to 2047 and encodes 634 amino acids. NCBI's taxonomy places the organism in Eukaryota, Metazoa, Mollusca, Gastropoda, Architaenioglossa, Ampullariidae. The transcript has 8 exons.